Strongyloides ratti is the source of this 2418-nucleotide messenger RNA. Its product is annotated as Lysine-specific histone demethylase 1B. The transcript has 3 exons. Bases 1 to 2418 code for a protein of 805 amino acids. Gene Ontology annotation, molecular function: oxidoreductase activity. Lineage: Eukaryota; Metazoa; Nematoda; Chromadorea; Rhabditida; Strongyloididae. The record is from RefSeq and is a predicted model, not a curated record.
AUGGAAGAUAUUAAACUUGAAGUUGAUAAAGAACCUUCUGUUGAAAGUAAUAUUAGUGAUGAAGAAUGUAUUGCAAGAAAUAAGAGAAAAAGAAAAGUUGCAUCAGAUACUAUGAGAAAAAUUUCUUCCCAUACAAGAGGAGGCCUACCAGAAAAAAAGAUACUUCGUAAAGGUAGUUUAGAGGUAGAUGAAGGAAGAGAAGGAUCAUGUGAUAGAUUUGGUUGUCAGUUGUCUAAUAAAUGUUGCUUAGAGUUGACUGAAAACUGUCAAAAUUUCAUUAUAAAUAAUAAUAUUAAAGAUGAAGGGACCAUAAAAAAUGGGGGCAUUCAUAAAAGUUAUCAUAUUUCUAAGGGAGAACAUUCAUGUACAACUUGUUAUGAUGAGAUUUAUAGAUUUGGAAAAAAGGGUGAAUUAAAAUAUAAAGAAUGGAAGAAACAAUAUAUUAAAGAGUCACGUUGUUUUCCACAUGUUAGAAUGUAUAUUCAAGAUGAACUUUUACCAUAUUGGAUUAAAUGUAAACAAUGUAACAAAUUUAGAAAGAUAAAUCAGAAAGUUGACAGUCAAUUUAUUUUUAAUUUUAAAUGUGAUAAUUGUGAAAUUAAUGAGGAUGAUAUUACAAAUGUUGCUAGAGAUAGAGAAUUUAUCAACUCUCUUUCUACAGUUCCUUUAUUACAUAAUUCACCUGCAGUUUUUUAUUUAGAAGCUGAAUAUUUUUAUGAUGAAAUUGGAAUGUCACCAGUUAAUACAACAAAUAAUUUUAAAAGUUUAUCAGAAAAUUUUAUGAAACCUUUUAAUGUUCCAGAUUCUCCAACAAUUGCUUUUUGUAUAAAACCAGAUAUAAUGGAGAAUGAUGAAAUUGAGGAGUUUCCAGAAUAUACUAAAGAAUCUUUAUAUUAUCUUGCUAUGCAACAAUGUGAAAGUUAUUUAAUUGUUAGAGGUCUUUCAAGAAUAUGGUAUUUAUUUGAACUAGAAAGGGUAUAUAAUUAUCUUAAUUUAAAAUGCAUAAUAAAUUAUGGAAUACUUCCAAUUGUUGAAAAAAAUUUUUUAAAAAUUCCAAAAUCAAAAAUUAUUAUUGUAGGGUCAGGAAUUAGUGGUUUGACAGUAGGACGACAAUUACGUUCAUUUGGUAUUGAUGUAACAAUAUUGGAAGCUAAAGAAAUUAUUGGUGGUAGAAUGCAAGAUGAUAGAUCUCUUGGUGUUGCUGUUGGAAAAGGUGCCCAAUUAAUUACAGGAAUAUUAAAUAAUCCACUUGUUGUUACAUUAAAUCAACUUGGAAUUGUUUAUAAACCUCUUGAUGAUUAUUGUCCAUUAGUUGAUUCUGUAAAUGGUGGUGUUGUUGAUAUAUUAGCUGAUAGAAUAUCUGAUGAACAUUAUAGUUGUCUUCUUGAUGCUAUUUCUGAUUGGAAAAAAAAUACAAAAGAUGAUGUUUCAUUAGAUGAAAUAAUGUCAUCUGUUCAUUUAAUGUUAAAGAAAAAAUGUAAAAUGCAUUGGAGAAAAGAUUUUGAAAGAUUAGUACAAUGGCAUAUUGGAAAUGCAGAAUUUAGUUGUGGAUCAAGAAUUGAGAAUGUCUCAGCAAAGCAUUGGGAUCAAAAUGAAGCAGCACCACAAUUUGCAGGUGAUCAUGCUUUAUUAACAGAUGGUUGUGGAAAAUUAAUGAAAUCAUUGGCAGAAGGAAUUGAUAUACGAUUAAAUGAGAUUGUGGAGGAAAUUGAUUUUACGGGAUCAAUUGUUAAUAUAAAAUGUAAAAGUGGAUCAUUAUAUGAGGGAAAUAAAGUUGUUCUAGCAUUACCAUUAGCUAUAUAUCAAAAAGAGGUAAUAAAAUUUGUUCCAAAAUUACCAGAUAAAAAAAUAAAUGCAUAUAAAAAUUUAGGUGCAGGUUUGAUAGAAAAAGUUGCAGUUAAAUUUCCAACAAGAUUUUGGUCAGGACUUUUAAAUAAAGAUGGUAAACUUGACUAUUUUGGUUGUGUUCCAUCAUCUGAAAAAGAUAGAGGAUUAUUCAAUAUGUUUUAUGAUUUUUCAAAAAUAUCAGAAGAUAAACCUGAAGAUAAUUGUUAUGUUUUAAUGAGUUAUGUUUGUGGUAAGAGUGUAAAAAUAGUAAAUGAACUUUCGGAUGAAGAAGUAGGAAAAUUAUUUGUAGAAACUCUUCAACGUAUGUUUCCAGAUAUAGAAAUACCUCAACCUUUGGGACAAAUUGUCACUCAUUGGGGUAGAGAUAAUUAUAUUGGAAUGUCAUAUAGUUAUAUAAAAAUAAAUGGAACUGGAGAGGAUUAUGAUAAUUUAGCAGCAAAUAUUGAUAGAAAAAUUUAUUUUGCUGGUGAAUGUACAAAUAGAUGGUUUCCUCAAACAAUGACUGGUGCUUUUAUCACAGGAUUACGAGAAGCAGGCAAUAUAUUAGAAGAUUUAUUCAAAAAGUAUUAA